Sphaeramia orbicularis (orbiculate cardinalfish) is the source of this 555-nucleotide messenger RNA. It is a transcript of the gene vax1, whose product is annotated as ventral anterior homeobox 1. The transcript has a single exon. Lineage: Eukaryota; Metazoa; Chordata; Actinopteri; Kurtiformes; Apogonidae. The annotation marks the transcript as partial. The record is from RefSeq and is a predicted model, not a curated record. Gene Ontology annotation, molecular function: DNA binding.
GUCAAAGUUUGGUUUCAGAAUCGCCGUACGAAGCAGAAGAAGGACCAGGGCAAAGACUCGGAGCUGCGUUCGGUGGUUUCGGAGACGGCUGCGACCUGCAGCGUCCUCAGACUGCUGGAGCAGGGCCGUCUGCUGACCCCCCCAGGCCUGCCGGGCCUCCUGCCCCACUGUGCCACUGGGACACUGAGCUCAGCCCUACGCCCCCCCUCCAUGGCCAUGGCCUCUAACGGUGGUGGCGGGGCCGGAGGCGGGGCCGGGUCAGGGGGCGGGGGCAGCGGUCCGGCGGGGGGCAGUCCUCCUCUGCCGGCCGUCACCAGCUCAGGGACGGUGUCGGCUCUGCAGAGUUCACCGGCCGCACACGGCCUCUUCAGCUUCCCCAUGCCCACCCUGCUGAGCGGCGUCGCCACCCGCAUCUCCUCCAACCCGCUGUCCAUGGCGGGCUCGCUGGCCGGGAACCUCCAGGAACUGUCCGCCCGCUACUUGAGCUCGUCUGCCUUCGAGCCUUACUCGCGGACCAAUGGCAAAGAAUCCAUGGACAAGAAACUUCUGGACUGA